Alnus glutinosa is the source of this 528-nucleotide messenger RNA. Its product is annotated as receptor like protein 21-like. The record is from RefSeq and is a predicted model, not a curated record. The transcript has 2 exons. Bases 1 to 528 code for a protein of 175 amino acids. NCBI's taxonomy places the organism in Eukaryota, Viridiplantae, Streptophyta, Magnoliopsida, Fagales, Betulaceae.
AUGGAGUGGCCUUUACUGAAAGUCUUGUUGUGGGGUUUACUUGUAUUUCUUCAAAUUCAUGGACACACAGCUGCCUGCCUCCAGGAAGAAAGGAUUGCUCUGCUGGAAUUGAAGGCGUUUCUGGAAUCCAAUAUUAUUCAUGCUGAUGCAGAUGAUCACCGCGGCCUUCUUCCGUCAUGGAUUGACGACACAAAGAGUGACUGUUGUGGUUGGGAGAGGGUCACAUGCAACUCUACCUCCGCUCACGUGAUCAAGCUUUCCCUCUACAACUUAAAGAAAAAAGAUCCUUAUAACAACCGUUGGUUGCUAAACGUGUCCCUGUUGGUGCCUUUUAAGGAGCUAACAACUCUUAAUCUAUCCAGCAAUGCAAUUCGUGGUUGCCUACCAAACGAAAGCAUGAGAGGGAUGGCUGAAUAUAUAGAUGGUGAGAAGCUGGGCAUAACCAUAAUCGAAGAUGAUACUGCUGACUUACGUAUGAAGAGUGGAAGAUGCCUCAUUGAGAGAUUCAUAUCCGACAGCCGCAUCUAA